AUGUCCUACGCAUAUUUAUUUAAAUAUAUCAUUAUAGGUGACACAGGUGUUGGAAAAUCGUGUCUACUUCUUCAAUUUACAGACAAAAGAUUUCAGCCUGUUCAUGAUUUAACAAUAGGUGUGGAGUUUGGUGCACGAAUGAUUACAAUUGAUGGAAAACAAAUUAAACUACAAAUUUGGGAUACUGCAGGGCAAGAAGCAUUUCGAUCUAUAACUAGAUCGUAUUACAGGGGUGCAGCAGGGGCUCUUCUUGUUUAUGAUAUUACCAGAAGGGAAACAUUCAAUCAUCUUACUUCAUGGUUAGAUGAUGCUCGACAACAUUCCAAUUCUAAUAUGGUUAUAAUGCUUAUCGGAAACAAAAGUGAUUUAGAAAUAAAAAGAGAAGUGAAAAAGGAAGAGGGUGAAGCAUUUGCUAGAGAGCAUGGUUUAAUUUUCAUGGAAACUUCCGCCAAGACUGCUACAAAUGUAGAAGAAGCUUUUAUAAAUACUGCUAAAGAAAUUUAUGAGAAAAUUCAAGAGGGUGUUUUCGACAUUAACAAUGAGGCAAAUGGUAUAAAAAUUGGUCCUCAACACUCUCCAACGAAUCCAAACCUACCAUCGGGUACUCAAGGUGGCAUGCAAGGAGGUGGCUGCUGUUAG
Pediculus humanus corporis (human body louse) is the source of this 639-nucleotide messenger RNA. Its product is annotated as RAB-2,4,14, putative. Gene Ontology annotation, cellular component: Golgi apparatus. The record is from RefSeq and is a predicted model, not a curated record. The transcript has 5 exons. NCBI's taxonomy places the organism in Eukaryota, Metazoa, Arthropoda, Insecta, Psocodea, Pediculidae. Bases 1 to 639 code for a protein of 212 amino acids. Gene Ontology annotation, molecular function: GTPase activity; GTP binding.